Messenger RNA from Anguilla anguilla (European eel), 5330 nucleotides. RefSeq lists its product as uncharacterized. Gene Ontology annotation, molecular function: aminoacyl-tRNA ligase activity; acyltransferase activity; hydrolase activity. Gene Ontology annotation, biological process: tRNA aminoacylation for protein translation. The transcript is spliced from 4 exons. Bases 111 to 4838 code for a protein of 1575 amino acids. The record is from RefSeq and is a predicted model, not a curated record. NCBI's taxonomy places the organism in Eukaryota, Metazoa, Chordata, Actinopteri, Anguilliformes, Anguillidae.
GGUACAUAUUAGAGCUCUCUCCUGUUUGUUAGUCCAGAACAAGCUUUGUCGCAUCAAACUGUCUCGGUUUUAAGGACUGUUCACAUCUGGGAGCGCUUUUGAUACUGAGGAUGACACUGCUCAACUACCCUGUUCCGGAUUUGGAAGUGACCCUGCAGGAGGUUGGCCGUGUACUCCAGCUCAUCUUGGGCCCAGAGAAAUACACACAGUACAAAGAUGCCCUUUGCCAGCAGAAGGAGGUUCUGCAAGAUGUCCACCAUCGUUUCGCAGCUGCUGCCUCAGGGCGAGAUAACUGGGUCACCGAGCAGUUUAAGAACCGGCUGCUCAGCUGCCCCUGUCCUCUGCCCACCUCCACCGCCAUGCCCGCUGUCCUGCUCCCGUCCAGGGCCGAGAGAGGAUCCGGGCAGCUGAAGCGGGCAGCUGCCCUGCUGUGGGCAGCAGCUAAGCUCCACAGCGAGCCGUGGUUGCUGGAGGGUGACGGGGCCACAGAGCGCACCCAGCAGUCAGAGGUAUUUGCUGCCAGCCGUCUUCCAGGUAAAACUGAGGACCAGCUAAAGGUAUAUCCAGACAGCCUCCACGCUAUCGUGCUUUGUCCAGGUGGGAUAUUUCCUAUCCAAAUUCUGCACCGCCCCUCCCCAGGAUCGCCACUCUCUCCACUACCUUUCCUCGACAUCUACAGUCAGGUUCAGGAGAUGGCUAGCCAACCAGCAGCAGGCCCGGACCAAGACCCCACCCCUAUCUGCAGCUUGUCUGCCCUCCAGCGCCAGGCCUGGUCCGCCCUUAGGGAGCAAAUCCUGCAGCAAGGGGGCACUGCUGCAGAAUCGCUGGGGCUGAUGGAGAGUGCCGUCCUGGCCGUCUGUCUGGAGGACUGCUGCCCACCAGCGGACCUCGCAGAGACCCUCAAUGCCGUGAGGCUGGGUGGAGGAGAUGGCCAAUGUCUGAGAUAUUACGAUAAGGUGGUGAAUUUGGUGGUAUUCAAGAAUAGCACAGCAGGCAUGGUGUUUGAGCACUGUGCGCUGGAUGGCAUGGUGGCAGGACUGGUGGCUGAAAGCGUAUGGCAUCUCUCUGAGUCUCUCAACUUGGAUCCAUGUCAGCCGCAUGGUCAGACCACUGCAUCACCCGCCGCUAAAAACAUUAGUUCCUCACCUCUGAAGCCACUGAAUUUCCCUCUUAAAGCCAUAACAAUGCCGGCUCCUGCUGCCCUUGGUCUUGCUCUUCAAGCCACCCAUCCCAUCAUAACUUUUGAGUUUUUCUCCUACCCAGACAUCUUCACCACACUCCGGGGUCACAGGGGUUUAUUUGAUGCAUGGAUCACCUUCUCUUUACAACUUGCCCUGAAGCAGACCUUGGGAGACUCAGCCGCAGGCCUCAUCCUGGUCACACCCACUCACAUGCGCCACUACAAGCAUGGCCGUUGUGACCCAACUUAUUCCUUCAGCACGCAAACACGCCAGCUUGUGGAAGCUCUGAUGUCCUGUGCCAGUGAAAAAAAAGAUUCCCCUCAAUUUACGAAGGAGCUCUUCUCUCUCUUUCACUUAGCCUUCCUGGAGCAUAAGCGUCUUAUCAAAAUCACCAAGAGUGGUGAUGGCGUGGGUCCUCAUAUAGCAGCCCUGCGCUGGGGCUUAAGUGAAGAAAACCCAGUCAAAGCAUUCCUGGAACCCUUUGGUUCACCCUCCAUCUACCUCACAGGAAAAGAUUUAAUGGAAGGGGUGGAGUGUGCAGUGGGAAAUGUGUAUGCUCGCGACCAACUGGCUGUCACUUAUCUUGGGCGGAGAGACCGAGUUCGCAUGUUGCUCAAUGGGAAAGGUAGCUUUGCCAAACUGUUAAAGCACCUGCAAGAGUCUCUAAAGGACAGUCUUAACAUGGUGAUGCUUCUGGCCUUGAGGUAUGCCAUUGCUGGGCAGAUGGGAGCUCUGGAAUGCCUGUUGCAGGAAGAAGAAGUUAGGGUCAAUGGCAAAGAAUGCCAAACUGACUCCAAUGUAAACUCAUCUCAGAAUUCAGAUUUCACUCUGUUGAUCCAUGGCGGGGCUGGUGAAGACAUACUGCUGAAUCAGAAGGUGAUUGAUGUGGUUGAGUUCUCCUUGCAGACAGCUCUGUCCCUAGGAGCACAAGAGCUGGCGGGGCGAGGCAGCAGCCUGGAUGCAGUGCAGAAGUGCGUGGCCGCCCUUGAAGACUGCUUCCUGUUCAAUGCUGGCAAGGGGUCCGUGUUCAACCGGGAUGGGAAACAGGAAAUGGAGGCAACCAUAGUGGAUGGCACUGGGAUGAAUGCAGGAUCAGUGGCCUGUGUGAGAAAUGUGAAGAAUCCAGUUAAGGCAGCUCGUCAGGUCAUGGAGAAAAGCGGACACACCCUGCUCACUGGAGAGGGAGCUGAAGAGUUCUUAGAAGGGCUAGAAAUGAAAGAGAAACCAGUGGAGGCUAAGUACUUCCACACACAUUUGCGCUGGAAGGAGAGGGAAGUGAUGUGUAGCAGUGGUAAUGCCUCCAAGAACAACCAUCCCCAAACUGUAGGUGCUGUUGCCCUGGACUGCUGGGGAAAUCUAGCUGCUGCAACGUCCACAGGUGGGAUAGUUGGCAAGCGAAAAGGUCGAGUAGGGGACACGGCAGUAGUGGGGGCAGGGAUAUAUGCAGACAAAAAAAUUGCUGUUACCUGCUCUGGUAAUGGAGAUGUCUUUCUGAGACACACAGUCGCUCACAGAGUUUCCAGUCUUUACCAUUGCAAAGGCUAUAGUCUUAGAGAGGCUUGUCGGGAGGUGCUAUCAGGGAACCUGGAUGGUGUAUGUGCAGGAAUCAUUGCUGUUGAUGCUAAGGGCGAGGCAGUCACUGAAGUAAAUGCUGGAGUGAUGCUCACUGGAUCUGUAAUUAAUGGCAUUGCAAAAGCUCAAGUUGUAAGGCCCUUGAAGAGUUGUUCUAAUGUGAUUUGGGAGACAGAGCAGCUGGUAGCUUACUUGCACUCUGAACCAUGGACCCCAGGGGCAACCAUUGUAACACAGAAGUAUCACAGUAGAUCCUACAGCAUCUUUCAUUUAGCUGAGCAUGAGUUCAUGACCCUUCUCCUAGGGGCACGGGAAGUUGCUCAUUUUCUUUGUGAGAAAUUGGGCAUUGUGCACUGUGCCUUAGUAUCCAAGCCAGAUCCAGAGCAACCAGCCCAUAUCAGAGUGUUGCCACUGCAUGGAUUGGAACCUAAUUGGAGACCCCACAUGGCUGAAGAGGAAGACUUCCAGCCUCAUGACCCAGGAUACUGCACCUCUAAGAAUGGCCCACGCUGGGGGGAUACACAGCUGGAUAAGAUCCAUGCCAAAAUUCAGGCUCAACUUCCAGAACCAAAAACACCAAAUAACUACACUUUUCUGGGGGAUCCUUCCCAUGACAGCCUGUUCUCCCGCAUUGUGCUUGGUAAGGAGAAACAUUGGAGGGUGUGGGAAGAUGGUGAACAUGUGGCCUUCCUUACGCCUUACCCUAACACACCAGGUUUUACUGUUUUAGCACCACGUCGUCCACUGUCCAGUGACAUAUUCCGUCUGGGGAAGGCUGACUACAAGGCAUUGGUCCUGGCUACCAGUAAGGUAGCUCAACUGUUGGAAAAUGGGUUGGGUGUUAAAGAUGUAGCACUCAUCUUUGAAGGUUUUGAGAUUGACUAUGCCCAUGCCAAGUUAAUUCCUUUGCACCCUCCACCUGCUAACUCCCCUGCCACAGCACCCCUCCAGUUUUGUCCCACAUACCCUGGAUACAUAUCUUCGGUCAAUGGCCCCUCUGCCAGCCCUGAGAAACUAAGAGAGAUGCAGACAAAAAUCACACAAUGCAAACCACCUCACUCCUGGAAGAGUCCUCAAGAUCAUGCUGCUCUUGCAAUGAAGAGCCAGUGGUACCGCAACCUCUUUCAAAUCCAGAAUACCCUCUUCCAUGAAACUGUGGAAUACUUUCAUAACAUCUGCCGGUAUGCGUAUGCCUUGACACCCCUCACUACUGAUACCAUCUCCUCACCCAUGGGGCUGGGGUCUGACUCUGAACCCGUAUAUGUCAAUGUGAUGGGGCAGAAUGUGUACCUGGCUGACUCCAUGCAGUUCGUGCUGGAGUAUUUUUUACGUUUCCAAGAGGACUUGCCAGGAACAUACUAUGUAUCACCCAGUUUCCGGGGGGAAGACCCUGAUGCCACACACCUGAACCAGUUCUACCAUGUAGAAUGUGAGCUGCUGGGAGACAUGGAUGCUGCCAUAAAGGUGGCUGAAGGCUAUGUAGCCCAUAUCACCCGUGCUCUGCUCAAGAUGCAUUCCAGCAUCAUUCUGAAUUCGGCAGGGACCUUGUCGCAUGUUGAGGGAUUACUGAAGAAGUUGGACAACCAGGCACCUCUUCCACAAGUCACUCUUGAGCAGGCCAUAACCAUGAUGCCCUCUGAGGACUGCUUUGAGUGGGUACAAGAUGGGCAGCCCCAAUUUGGCAGGAAGCUGACACGUAAAGGUGAGCGGGUUCUGAUCAAGAAGUAUGGGAGUGCCGUUUGGCUGACAGAGAUGGACCACCUAGGGGUACCAUUCUACCAGGCAUAUGUAGAUGGUUCGGGAAAGCAGAAAGCCAAAGCGGCUGACCUCCUACUGGGACUAGGUGAAACAAUUGGACUUGGGGAAAGGCACUCCACAUCUGAGAUGGUGCAAGAGGCUCUUAGGCACCAUGCCGUGCCAGAAGACUCCUACAAGUGGUACCUUGAUAUGCGUCAAAUUGCACCUUUGCUCACCAGUGGAUGGGGGAUGGGCACAGAGCGUUACUUAUGCUGGCUGCUGAAGCAUGAUGAUGUCAGAGACAUGCACAUCAUACCAAGGAUGAAGGCAAAGAAAUUCAUGCCAUAAAAGACUGGGAUGCCUUUCUGCCUUUCCAACCAAAAACUCCUGUAAUCCUCACAAACAUUGUAACUUCACUUAAAACCUGUUUAUUGAACCAUUGCCCAUUGUUACCUACUGUCCACUAUGACGGAUCAGUACUUGUGGAACUGAGUAGAAAAUAUCUAUUUAGUGACUGCACAUUAUAGUAUUUAGAUACUGUAUGUCAUGGAAUGUAAGAUAUAUAGUGAGUGAAUUCUUAGUAAAUCUAGAACUUAUCAAGAAAAUGGUGCCAAACCAUUAUGGAUCCACCAGAACACUUUAUGUUGUUGUGAUUGAAUUUUUUAUUCAUGAACUCUACUUAUGCAUAUCUGCAAAACACAAAUAUAUGUAUAGAAGAGAUAAAUGUAGACGAUUUAAUUUCCUUGAUGUCUGCAGUGUUGAAUGUAUUACAAUGUUCUGGCUACAAAUGAAAUUGCCCCAGUAAAUUGAGUGUACAAUUAUAAAAUUAUAAAUUGAACU